Molecule: messenger RNA, 963 nt
Organism: Helianthus annuus (common sunflower)
Lineage: Eukaryota; Viridiplantae; Streptophyta; Magnoliopsida; Asterales; Asteraceae
Exons: 4
Coding region: 1-963 (320 amino acids)
Source: RefSeq, a predicted model, not a curated record
AUGUGUGACAACAAAGCAGCUAUUCAAAUCUCAGAAAAUCCGGUGCAGCAUGAUCGUACAAAGCAUGUAGAAGUAGAUAGACACUUCAUUAAAGAAAAGCUAGAAUCAGGGAUACUUGAACUACCUUUUGUGAGGUCUGAAGAUCAAUUAGCAGAUAUCCUAACAAAGGCGGUUAAUGAGAAAAUAUUCAGCAAAUGCCUGAGCAAGUUAAUUAUAUGCCAAUUAUAUGGAAAACGUUACUUGAGAAACCUGACUUGGGACGACCUUCAACAAAUAUAUGAAGUGUAUUUAGAAAAACAUGGAAUACCCGGCAUGAUUGGUGGUUUAGACUGUUGGCAUUGGCGUUGGCAUAAUUGUCCAACCGCAUGGCGAGGUCAACGCACACGUGGUGACCAGAAAGGACCGACGUUGGUUUUACAAGCCGAUGCGUCAUAUGACCUUUGGGUUUGGUUGGUCUUCUUUGGUAUCGCCAGGUGUAUGAACGACAUAAAUACUUUCGAGUUUUCACCAUUGCUAGAGGGUUACAUUUUGGGUACGAUACCCAAAGCCGGGUUCCAUGCAAAUGGGAAUGACUACACACAUGGAUAUUAUUUGAGUGAUGGUAUAUACCCGGAGUAUUCAAAUAUUGUGAAAACAUUUUCUGAAACUCUCGAUAUAAAACGACAGCAUUUUAAGAAACUUAUGUGGGAUAAAGAAAAGUUUAGAAUGGUGAUGUAUGCUUGUAUCAUAAUACAUAAUAUGAUUUUAGAAGACGAUGGGAAAACUAUAUGGCAAAACUAUUUUCUGGAUGAUGAGAAUUUGGUCGAGCAUGCUUGGGAGAUUUGCAACAUUCCACAAGAUGGCGACCACGAAGAAGAAUCCGAAGAAGAAGAGGAUUUCGAAAUUGGAGGCUUUGAAGACAAAGGUUUGGAUGACGGAGAUCACGACGAAGAAGAAGGCAACAACGGUGAUGAAGACGGGUAG